Telopea speciosissima is the source of this 483-nucleotide messenger RNA. RefSeq lists its product as uncharacterized. Lineage: Eukaryota; Viridiplantae; Streptophyta; Magnoliopsida; Proteales; Proteaceae. The record is from RefSeq and is a predicted model, not a curated record. The transcript has 3 exons. Bases 1 to 483 code for a protein of 160 amino acids.
AUGGUUCAGAAAGACCUGCGCAGCAUAAAACAGCAGAAGAAAGAAGAAGUCCCUGCUCGCCUCUUCCCCGAUUCCCAAAAUCCGAUUGGACCGAAGCUAACUCUCUUCUCUCAUCCUAAACCAAGCUUUGCUUUCAGAAGAAAACUUAGAUGGAGUCUCGCUGUGACAAAUGCUGAGGGAGGUGGCAACUCAUCUUAUACGGCAAACCAGAAUUUACAGAGCACCGCAACCCGUUCAUCUCCUUCCAGCAAUGACCAAAUUGUUUUUGUCGGCGAGGAAAGCGUUACUAUGGAAGGUGUGAUUCGGUUCGAUAAACACGAUGAGUCUUCGCAAUUGAAUAAAUGGGGUUGUGUUGCUCUGCUUGCUGGUGGGGAUGUUUUAGCUUUACUCUUGAUCGGUGCUAUUGGAAGAUUUAACAAUGGGCUUUGUUAUGAAGAGAGAAAGGAAGAAGAACGAAGAAGAAAAUGGAAGAACAGAAGUUGA